Messenger RNA from Motacilla alba alba, 5197 nucleotides. It is a transcript of the gene USP4, whose product is annotated as ubiquitin specific peptidase 4. Gene Ontology annotation, molecular function: cysteine-type deubiquitinase activity. The record is from RefSeq and is a predicted model, not a curated record. Lineage: Eukaryota; Metazoa; Chordata; Aves; Passeriformes; Motacillidae. Bases 63 to 2921 code for a protein of 952 amino acids. Gene Ontology annotation, biological process: protein deubiquitination. The transcript has 22 exons.
GUGCCCGCCCGCGCGCUCGCGCGCGCUCCGACCUCCGCCCGCGCCGGGUUUCGCGCACGGACAUGGCGGCGGCCGCGGCCGGCGGGGAACGGGCCCGGCCGGACCCGGCGGAGCAGCGGGCCGAGCUGGGGCCGCUCCUGGCCACGGCCCUCCGGCCCGGCGAGUCCUGGUACCUGGUGGAGAGCCGGUGGUUCAAGCAAUGGAAGAAGUACGUGGGCUUCGACAGCUGGGACAUGUUCGGCGCCGGCGAUCCCAACCUCUUCCCGGGCCCCGUCGACAACGCGGGCCUGUUCCCGGGGCCCAUCGACAACUCGGGCCUGUUCGGCGAUCCACAAACUCAGAGUUUAAAGGAGCACCUAAUUGAUGAGCUGGAUUAUGUUCUGGUGCCCACCGAAGCCUGGAACAAACUAGUAGCGUGGUACGGCUGUAUAGACGGGCAGCAGCCUAUUGUGAGGAAAGUGGUGGAGUAUGGGCUGUUUGUGAAGCACUAUAAGGUUGAGGUUUAUCUCCUGGAGCUGAAGCUGUGUGAGAGCAGCGAUCCCGACAAUGUCAUCAGCUGCCACUUCAGCAAGGCAGAUACUGUUGCUACCAUUGAGAAAGAAAUGAGAAAACUAUUCAAUAUCCCAGCUGAGAAGGAAACCAGGCUAUGGAACAGGUAUAUGAGUAACACUUAUGAGCAGCUCAGCAAGCUGGAUAGCACAGUGCAAGAUGCAGGGCUCUAUCAGGGUCAGGUUGUUUUAAUAGAAGUGAAAAAUGAAGAUGGCACGUGGCCUGGACAGCAUUGCCUGGCAAAAUCAAGCAUUGCAACUAGCAGAAACUUUACUACCUCUUCAAAAUCAUCAGCAAGUUCUUAUUCCUCAGUGUCUGCCACUUCUGUCAUUACUAACGGUGAUAGCAGUAACUCCUAUGGACUGAACAGCUCCCACCUGGGCAGGGGAGGUUCUGGGUAUGUCUGUAACUCUUACAACUGCAGGGACAGUGCUUCCCUCUCACAGCCUGGACUCUGUGGACUCAGUAACCUUGGAAACACCUGCUUCAUGAAUUCUGCAUUACAGUGCCUGAGCAAUACUCCUCCUCUGACUGACUACUUCCUGGAAGAUAAAUAUGAAGCUGAAAUAAAUCAGAACAACCCACUGGGGAUGAGGGGAGAAAUCGCAGAAGCCUAUGCGGAUCUCAUUAAACAGAUGUGGUCUGGGAGACAGUCUCACGUGGCCCCACGUAUGUUCAAAACCCAGGUUGGGCGGUUUGCUCCUCAGUUCUCAGGAUACCAGCAGCAGGAUUCCCAGGAGCUCUUGGCUUUUCUGCUAGAUGGCUUGCAUGAGGAUUUGAACAGAGUGAAGAAGAAGCCCUACUUGGAGCUGAAGGAUGCCAAUGGCAGACCUGAUUCGGAGGUGGCAAAAGAGGCAUGGGAGAAUCAUAGGCUGAGGAAUGAUUCCAUCAUUGUGGAUAUUUUUCAUGGUCUUUUCAAGUCUACUCUUGUUUGUCCCAAAUGCUCUAAAGUUUCUGUGACCUUUGAUCCCUUCUGUUACUUAACUCUCCCACUGCCCUUGAGGAGGGACCGUCUCAUGGAAGUUACCCUGGUGUAUGCAGACCCACAGCGCAGACCUGUCCAGUACCGGGUUGUGGUGCCAAUGAUGGGGGCCAUCUCGGAUUUGUGUGAAUCACUUUCCAAAAUCUCUGGUGUUCCUGCAGAAAAUAUGGUGGUGACAGACGUGUAUAAUCACAGAUUCCACAAAAUCUUCCAAAUGGAUGAAGGUUUAAAUCAUAUCAUGCCAAAAGACGACAUCUUUGUGUAUGAAGUUUGCAAGCCAAGUGAGGAUGGCUCAGAGUAUGUUACUCUCUCCAUUUACUUUCGGGAAAAGACAGUGAGGCAAUCCAGCAAUACUGCAGGGACUGUGCUCUUUGGGCAGCCACUGUUAAUAUCUGUGCCCAAACACAAGCUCACUGUGGAUCACCUGUACAGCGUGGUUUUGGAGCAGAUCAGCCGCUGUGUGAAACUCCCUCUGGCAGAAGAAUACUCCCCACCCUGCCCAGACAGAGGAACCUGCAAUGGCUCCAACGGUGUGGUUGAAGGUGACAUUGAAGAGAUGGAGCAUCAGGAUGGUGGAGAGGAAGGCAAGGAAAAAGUGACAGAAGUUGACCCCUGCCAUUCUGAGGGUUGUAUGCAAGUGGAGUCAGCAAGAGACCUGCAGCCUUGCAAGAAACAGCAUUUCACUUUUAGCCUUGUGAAUUCCUCUGGGACCUCGGAGAUAAACUCCAUUGUUGAAGGAAAAAUCUUAAAACUGAAUGCUUUUUCUGCAGUUGCUAUUGACUGGGAUUCUGAGACACGGAGGCUACUGUAUGAUGAACAGGAGGCACAGGCAUUUGAAAAGCAUGGAAGCAUGCUGCAGCUACAGAAGAAGAAGGCUGUUGUAGCCCUCAGAGACUGCAUAGAGCUCUUCACUACCAUGGAAACACUUGGUGAACAUGACCCAUGGUACUGCCCUAACUGUAAGAAACAUCAGCAGGCCACAAAGAAGUUUGACUUGUGGUCUUUGCCCAGGAUUUUGGUGGUACAUUUAAAACGCUUCUCGUACAGCAGAUACUGGAGGGAUAAACUUGACACGGUUGUGGAAUUCCCCAUCAGGGGUUUGAACAUGUCCGAGUUUGUCUGCGACCCAAGGGCAGGCUCAUACGUGUAUGACCUCAUUGCAGUAUCCAAUCACUAUGGAGCCAUGGGAGUGGGCCACUACACUGCCUACGCGAAGAACAAGGUGAACAACAAGUGGUACUACUUCGAUGACAGCAGCGUCUCGGUGGCUUCAGAAGACCAAAUAGUGACAAAAGCUGCGUAUGUGCUGUUCUAUGAGCGCCGAAACAGCGAGGAACAUUCUGCCCCCUCUGCUCCCCAAGAAGAGUGUGAUGGCAUGGAUACCAACUAAGCACCACCUCCAGCACUCAGCCACCUUGGUAGUGGUUGCUCUUGUAAAGCAAUGCCUGAGGCGCCUGAAAAUUUUUCUUCCUUCUGUAGGGGUCAAGCAGAAAAUCAAGCACUGAGAGAUUCGGUGCUGGGGGUUGCAGAAUAGCACUGAAGAGCCAGGAAUAGGUGCUGACACUUGGGUAUUUAGAGGCCAAAAAUAAUAUAUAUUGGAGCUUCAAUAAAGUUCUUUUUAAAAUCUGGCUGAGCUGUGUGGCUAGAGGCAGGGGCUGGGGCUGUGGUUCUUGGGCUGAGGGUUGCAGCUGGGGUUGGGAGAGGACAGCCUGAGCUGGAGGCCAGGCACAGCUGAGCCUGGAGGGGCCCGUGGAGGAGAGUGGUGGGUACGAUUCUGUGAAUCGGCAUUUGGGCUUCCUGCCAACUCUCUGGUGUUGCUAUUGGGCCCUGCUUGUGUCAGGGAGGCCUCCUGCACCCUUUCUGGAGCUCAGUUCAAAUCUUUGUACAUCUGGUCUGUUGCAGUCUCUGCCAUUGUACCUAGGUCCCCUGGCAAAGCAGCAAAUGUUUCUCUGCUUGCAUCCUUUCACUGAUGCAUUUGAGGCUCUCCUGGGCAGUUUUGACUCAGCAUUUUUCAUGUGAACACUGAAUCCAGUGAUGCAGGAAUCUUGGCCAGAAGUGAAUCAUACCUGCCUGUGGUGUGGCAUGUGUGCAGGCUGAUCCCCUUGGAGAUGCAGGUUACAGCUGCUCUGGCUCCUGUUCUUCUGCAGAAAAACACCAUCCACAACAUUGAGGAUUUCUUGUCUUUUCCAUCUCCUACACCCCUCACUUCCAGGCUGCUCUGUAAGCACUUUUCUGCUGCCAGCAUUUCUCCUAUGGUUUGUGCAGUGACAGCAUUUUUAUCCUUUUUUGCUCAUUUAUGUCUCCAGCCAAGCUCAGCACUGUGUCCCCAGAGCUGUCACCUGUAUGGGUGAUAGAACAGUGCAAUGGAUUGUGUGAGUUUUCAGCCUUUUCUCUUGCAACUUUGGUUUUUUUGGACUGCUCUUUCAGCCCUCCUCCACCCUUGAGUGCUGCCUUUUGCAUCCUCAUCUGAUCACCCUCUGUGGGGCUACAGGUGUCAUAGUCCUGUCCCAGGUCCUGUUUGCCUCUGCUGUUCAGUGGUUCUGCUCCAUCCUUUGCCAGUCACAACUGGCAAAUGCUCUUCCCUCUGUCGUGCUUUACUGCGUGCUGCUUUUUAGGAUUCAAGUCCAGCUUUCUUGAAAAGAGAUUCCUGUAAGUCUCAGUGGAGAACUGGUCUUCCAUGUGAAAAAUGGGAAAAAUUCCAGAGCCUUAGCCUGUAUUUUUUUAGGGAAACAUCUAGCUCAAGGUAGUGAACCAAACAGGAGGGUUUUUCCUUCUUAGAUCCAAGUGUGUUGGCAGAAUGAAAGGCUGAGACUGGCUAUCAGUGUGCUUUUUGUUCCCUCUGGAAUAUGUGCUUACAGCUGCUGUGGCUUCAGUGCUGGCCAUCACCUUCUGUGGUGGUGGUCAGCAGUGCUCAUCCAUUUAACUCCAAACUCGCCACCUCAGCCCCACCUUUCUGCAGCCCCGGGCAACAGGCAGUGCCUGAAAUUGCAGCGUGCCUGUGCCUGCACCCUGGGAGAGCAGCACCAGGCAGCCCUUUGCCCGGGCACGGGAAAGUGAUGGGGAGGAGGAGGGGGUAUUGUCUCUAGCCAGCAUGCUGCUGAUAUGAUUCUCCCUUGUGGAAUUAUCUUCAAAGCAUUAAAAUUUAAAUUUUGAGAUCACAAUAGCUUAGUUGCUUCUGCUGUUUAGUUUUUAUUUUUAUUUUUGCAACUCUUAAUAUUGAAUUUUUUUUCCUUAUUACUGAGGGGAGCAUGCAAAAAGCAACUUUUAAGCUGUAGCACUGCACUGAAAUUAUGCUAAUCAGCAUUUUUUUGUUUUACCCUGAAAGUAAGUCAUGUGGGCAUUCCAAAAUGGGGAAUAGAGGAAAGGGAGGACAAUAAAAGAUCUUUUUAAAAGAUAAAUCAAUCUGAAGUAGCCUUUGUCCUCUUCCUCGCCUCCCUGCCUGUGCUGACACUGAGAAAUGCAUCUGUGGGGUUCAAUCUCAGAUCCUGAACAGACUCUGUUGUACUGCAGAACAAGCAGCCCAGCUCUGCUUUCUCUGCCUCGGAGCUGCUGGGCUUUGGCUGGUGUGUGUGUGCUGUAAUACCAGACUGUUUUUUAGACUAGCACUUUGUAAGUGGCUGGCUCUGUUGUACAAAGAGGAAAAUUAAAGAGUGGUUUGCACUGAAA